AUGGACCAAUCUCUGUUCCUCAUCCUGUUGUUCUCAGGGCUGUCCAUCCUCCCCUCAUCCUUCCCUCAUCAGUUCCACUUUGUGAACUUGAUAAAGAACUGGACUGAAGCUCAGACUGUCUGCAGACAGAACUACACUGACCUGGCGAACAUCAAUGACAUGGCAGAUAUGAAGAAGCUCAAUAACACAGUAGAAGCUGAUCGGAUAGGAUCAGCCUGGAUAGGGCUGUAUCUCAGCAGCUGGAGGUGGUCUCUGGGAGACAGAGCGUUAGAUGGGGAGAGAUUUUGGGCCCCAGGACAUCCAAAAAAUGAUCCCAACAACAUAGAGUUCUGCGUGUCUAUGAAGCAAAAUGCGUCUUGGCAGGAUGACAACUGUAGCCGUGAAUGGUAUUUUGUCUGCUAUGAUGAAGAUAAUGUGACCAAUAAGUACAUUCUCAUCCAUGAAAUUAAGACUUGGAGUGAAGCUCAGAGAUACUGUCGGUGGAACCACACAGACCUGGCCAGUGUGAGGAACACAACAGAGAGGGACGCCAUCAAGAGUAUCUUACUAAAAUCUGAUUACAAUCAAACAGUGUGGAUUGGCCUGAAUAAAUCUCUUGGAGUCUGGUCAGACCAGAGUGGCUCCUCCUACAGGAACUGGGACUCAGAGGAGCCGAAUGGGGCAGGUAGGGGAAAAGAGGAAGGAGACUUCUGUGGUGAAGUAACAUCGUCUGGAAAGUGGAACGAUAAAGGAUGUACUCAGACACAACCCUUUAUUUGCUACGAUGAUGAACUGGUCCUGGUCUCAGAGAACAAGACGUGGUCUGAAGCCCUGUGGCACUGCAGAGAUCUGGACAUGGAGCUGGUGUCUGCCCACAACCAGAACAUCCAGCACUGGGUCCAACAGAGAGCCAAGAAGGCCUCCACUCCCUUCGUCUGGCUGGGCCUGAGGUACACCUGCACCCUGGACUUCUGGUUCUGGGUCAAUGGAGAAGAGUCCUGCUACCACAACUGGGCCGGCGGGGAGGGCUACGACACCAUCAAGGAGCAGUGUGGGAACACGGGGGCCAUACAGAGAGACGGGGGACAGUGGGUCGGCAAGUCUGAGACUGAGAGAUUCAACUUCAUCUGCAGCAACAGUACUGGUGAGAUUUGA
Molecule: messenger RNA, 1134 nt
Organism: Salvelinus namaycush (lake trout)
Lineage: Eukaryota; Metazoa; Chordata; Actinopteri; Salmoniformes; Salmonidae
Product: C-type mannose receptor 2-like
Exons: 4
Coding region: 1-1134 (377 amino acids)
Source: RefSeq, a predicted model, not a curated record